Molecule: messenger RNA, 1053 nt
Organism: Cotesia congregata
Lineage: Eukaryota; Metazoa; Arthropoda; Insecta; Hymenoptera; Braconidae
Source: the annotation of a GenBank genome assembly
AUGUUACCAAUCUACUCUAAAAUACUCUUACUCUUCGUUUGCAUCUCUUGGAUUGAAGCGAUUCCAAAUUACAAAUGUGAUACCAAUGAAUAUUACAAUUAUAAAGAUGGUGGUGAUGCGACAUGUCAAGAUCCCGAUGGCUCGAGUUUUGACGUAAGUAAAAAUACUAAUGGAUGUCAUUGUCUUCCUGGUUUCGUAAGAAACGAACACUACGAGUGUGUAAAACUCGAAGAAUGUCCAGAAGUAACUAACGAGCCUUCAAGUAACCCCGAGGAUUCUUACAAUAUCGAUCCGAAUAAUCCAGAAACAAUAAAACUGCUGAGAGAAAUUUUUGGAACGCCUGAAGAUUGGUACGCUAAAAAGAACCAGGAUAAAGUUGACGACGAGUACCCCACACUAAGGAAAAACAUCCAGAAGGUCCUUAUCGAGCCCAAGAACUCUGGGUAUGUGAAUCAACACACCGAUUUUGACCUCGAUGACCCUGAAACUCAAAAAAUUAUCCAGCAAAUCUUCGGGCCGAAUAAUUAUAAUCUUCAUGAAAAUAAUCAAGAUGAAGUUGAUGUUAAUAGUCCGGAGUUCAAGAAAAAUGUAGAAAAAAUUUUUGACUCACCUCCUAAGGACUAUGGGAUCGAAGCAAUACCAACCGGAGAUGUCGAUGAAGACUACUUAAACUUAAACCUCAAAAACACAGUAGCUCCAAUCGUUUGCCCUGGAAAUGCAUCUUUUAGCGAAAUAAUACCAGUUUGUGAAGCUUAUUGCGACGAUCCACGUCCUACUUUGUGUUACAGAUACGAGUCAGACGGCUGCUUGUGCAUUGAGGGCUACAUCAGAAACGCAACUAGCGAUUGCAUAAGAAUCGAAGACUGUCCUAAUAUCAAGCUAGAGUAUACACAAGAAUUGGAUGAUAACUCCUACGAUGAGAAAGAUUGGCCGGAACCCGAACCACCGAAGAUUGAGGAUAUAACCGGCGGACUUAGUGACGAGGAAUGGAAAAAGAGACUCGAAGAAAUUUUUGGAACUCCCGAUGAAACUCCAGUAGAAACCGUUGAAUAA